AGCGAUUGUAAAGCAGCCGUUGUUCUCACGCGGCAACGAGCGACAAACCGUGUGUUGCGUGAAAAUCACUGAACCGUGAAAGUAAUACCGUUGCUGCAGUGCCAAUUCCCAUCCCCGGCGGACAAACAAUUGCAACAUUCCCGCUACACACGGACGCAGUAAAUCACCAGCAUUAGCAAGCCAAGAGGCAGCUGCAAUAAGUGGAAAGCAGGCUCACAGCAGAAGAGCAGCUCAGAGGAAUCGUAAGCGUGUUUGUUGUAUGUAUGUGCAUGUGUGCAUACUUAGUUUAUGCAAAUACGUAUCAGCAGUGUAGCAGUGCGAAAUGAAGUCAACAUCUAGUGCCAUUUGGUGGAUAAAGAGUCCAAAGAAAACAUCGAAAAGGUCUAUAAAAAAGCGAAAGCAAUCAGUUGGCGCCAGAUUCAGCAAUGACAUGACGGAUCUAUUUCGCAACAUAUCGAUGCAUGCGUAUGGUAAAUUGGUUGACAACACAUUGAAUGUGUGGGAGAAAUUAAUAUGGUUGGCUGUGCAUUUAACAACAAUGUUCACGCUGUUUACGAUUCUGUCACUGAUAUGGGAACAAUUUGUCGCUCAGUACAUUGUCAUCAACCUAUCCAAUCCACUGUAUCCCAUUGAAUCCGUGGCAUUUCCUUCAAUUUCCAUCUGCUCGAACAAUAGAAUCUCAAAGCAAGCGGCAUUGGCGUAUGCAAAGGAGCUGUGA
Molecule: messenger RNA, 718 nt
Organism: Bactrocera neohumeralis
Lineage: Eukaryota; Metazoa; Arthropoda; Insecta; Diptera; Tephritidae
Exons: 2
Coding region: 323-718 (131 amino acids)
Biological process (GO): sodium ion transport
Cellular component (GO): membrane
Molecular function (GO): sodium channel activity
Source: RefSeq, a predicted model, not a curated record